AUGAUUGAAAAGACAGAAGCUUUACACCGAGCUGCUAAGGUCGUCUAUUUGUCGGCCCAGAAGUAUGCAGGGACCUUAGCCAGUAUGCAUCCUGAGGCAAUUCCAGAUAAGUUGCGUUCUUUAGAGCAGUACUUGCGGCGUAAGGAGGUUGAAGUUCGGGCAUUAGAAGCCGAGAUAGAAGCGGCCGUGCUUAAGGAAGAAGAAGCCAGUGAAAAUGAAGUCUUGCUACAAGUAGCUGAUUUUCUUGGUACACAAGGUCUAGUCAAAACAGCUACUACUUUAAUCUCAGAAACCAAAGCAGCCCAUCUUAUUUCCUUAAACAAGUACUGUAUUGCACAAGAGUAUGUUCGUAGUAUUGACUCUAUCCCGGCCACGCCUGCAAUUGAAGCCUCAAACACUAAUACUAAUUCCGAAGCUAAUUCAGCCUUUAUUACUUGGCGUUUCGCCACACUCUGCCAAGAAUCCCGUUCAGCCGCUCUUGUCUUCUGCAAGCAGAAUCAAGCCAUUAUUCCGGUUCGGGCCUUAUCACUUCUAGUUCUUCCCCCGAAUAGUCUUCUGUUUCAGAAGAUUGCUGAUUCUUAUGCCAAAAGAAAGGUCUUCAACAAGUUAGCCCAAAAUAUGCCGCAAUGCCGACUCUACCAACGAGUAGCUCUAGGUAUUUCCGGGUUUACCACACCGGCCUGCCGGGAAAAGGAAGAGAGUUAUUGUCCCGGGUGUUCCGCUAAGAGUGUUCGUAUUGCUCGUGGCUUCCCUAAAAGCAUGCGCACUACCACCCGGGUCCUCUGCAGCACCACCCACCAGCUCAUUCCUGAAGGCGCACCCAUCCUAGCCAGUCCCAACGGCGAAGUCUUCCUCCAAUCAGCCGUUAUCCCCGAUUCAGCCACACCCUGCUCUCCAGAGUACCGGGCCUUCCGCCGCUGCUACUUCGUAUAG
This is a messenger RNA of Nematocida homosporus, 933 nucleotides long. RefSeq lists its product as uncharacterized. The coding region runs from base 1 to 933 and encodes 310 amino acids. The transcript has a single exon. The record is from RefSeq and is a predicted model, not a curated record. NCBI's taxonomy places the organism in Eukaryota, Fungi, Microsporidia. Gene Ontology annotation, molecular function: protein binding.